Molecule: messenger RNA, 1710 nt
Organism: Cladocopium goreaui
Lineage: Eukaryota; Dinophyceae; Suessiales; Symbiodiniaceae
Source: the annotation of a GenBank genome assembly
AUGGCGAAGACGCUGCUGGAGCAGGUGUCGCGCAGUGGUCCUUUGGACUGUCCAAGUGUCAAGGUGUCCAGCACGGGCUCAAGCAGCAAAUGCGUGGAGGAAUUUGAGGUUGAGCACAAGUUCAGUGUGAAGAACUUGCUGCCCUCGCGGCUGAAUGCCGAUGUUUGCGCGCGAUAUGACUUCGAUAACGAGCAGAUCGGCCAAGGCGCCUUCGGCUCUGUCUUCGUGGCCCGGGACAAGCGGCAACAGGAGCGCAAGGUUGCAGUGAAGAAAAUGCUGAUCAUGGAUGGUGAGCAAAAGGAAUCUUUUGAGAAAGAGGCCCAGAUUAUGAAAGACUUAGAUCAUCCCAAUAUUUGCAGAUUGCUGGAGGUCUAUCAGAAGGGGCGCUUCAUGUACUUCGUCAUGGAACUUUGCGAGGGCAAGGAUGUCUUUGACCGAAUGCUGGAGCAAGAGGAGCAUUCCUUUGGAGAGCCACAAGCUGCCGACAUCAUCCGCCAGGUCGCCAGUGCCUUGCACUACGCGCACAAUCUCGGCAUUGCUCACCGUGAUAUUAAACCCGAGAAUCUGGUCUUCGUGAGCAAGGACCCAAACAGCAAUCACGUCAAGGUCAUUGACUGGGGCCUGGGCUUCUACUUUGGGGAUCAUCGGAUGAAGUCCGCCGUGGGCAGUCUUCAGUACUGCGCGCCGGAGGUCCUACAGGCAGACCACUGGACGGCUGGCUUCAAAUCCGGAUACUCCUGCGCCUGUGAUUUGUGGAGUCUGGGUGUUUGUACCUAUGUGAUGCUGUGUGGCAAGCCACCCUUCUGGGGAUGUAUGCAUCAGCAGUUGAAGAUGAUGAAGAAGGAGAAAUUCCCAAUGGAAGAUGAAGUUUGGCAAGCGAUUUCACCAGAAGCAAAGGAUUUGGUCAAGAGUUUGCUUAGAUUGAACCAGAAGAAGAGGUUGUCCCUCGACAAAGUUCUUAGCCAUCCCUGGUUCACCGUGCAGAACCUUCGCACGAGACAACUCUCUGGGCAGGUGGCACGACGUGUGCUGGCCAAUAUGAAGAACUUCAGUAACUUGGAUCACUUCUAUUCCAUCUGUGUGGCGGCUGUGGCCCGACAACUGGACAGCCGAAACCUGAACGAGGUGCACAAAGUCUUUUGCAAUCUGGAUCGAAAUGGCGAUGGCGUCCUCACCCUCGAAGAGGUGAAGGAAGGGUUUUCCUUUAUCUAUUCGCCCAACUCACCGGAGAUGCAAGAGUUGGAGCAGAUCUUUAGGAUGUUGGACAAGGAUGGCUCAGGUUACAUCGACUACACCGAGUUUUGUGCUGCCGGCGUUGGGGAGCGGAUCUUCCUGGAGGAGUCGGCCUUGUGGGGUGCGUUCGAUGCUUUCGAUUGCGGGGCGCACGAUGGAAAAAUCACCCUGGAUGAAAUCACGCGCGUUCUCUCCAAUGCCGAUGUGAAGAAAGUGUGGUCCAAAGAUGUGUUGGAUGAGACAGCCAAGAAGGCGCUGGGCCAUUUUGACCAAAAUGGAGACGGAAGCAUUACCUUUGACGAGUUUUGCGAGUUGAUGCGAAACCACGCUGCCUCCCGACGCCAGGCACGAACGCAAUUGGCAGCCAGUACUGGCCUCAUUAGUGAAGAGAUUGGAAAGCUGGAAGAUAGAGUUACCAUGGAGGCUAAGACCUUCGCUGGGAAAGACUUCACCAGAGCAUAUUCUAUCGAUGCUUGA